AUGGAGAACGUCACGACAGACGGAACGUGGGGGCCGCUAAGCACGUGGGAGAUACCGUCGAAUGACAGCAGCUACAGUUACUCCAUGUGGACCGACACGUCUGACCUCUGGACGGACGCCACCGACGUCCCGUCCACGGUGAACGUUACCACGACGGACGACUACGAGACGACUACCAUGGAGUGCACCAACGACUAUUGCAUCCCGGACGUCGAGUACUGGGAGAUGGUGUACCAACACAUCUACCCGAAGGACUACGAGUGGGGACUCAUAGCGAUGCACUCCGUGGUGUUCGUGGCGGGGCUGGUGGGGAACGCGCUGGUGUGCCUCGCCGUGUACCGCAACCACGCCAUGCGCACCGUCACCAACUACUUCAUCGUCAACCUCGCCGUCGCCGACUUCAUGGUGAUUCUCAUCUGCCUGCCCCCCACAGUGCUGUGGGACGUCACGGAGACCUGGUUCAUGGGCACUGGGCUCUGCAAGGUCAUCCUCUACCUGCAGGUAGGUGACCGCGAGCUACGGCUCUGA
Molecule: messenger RNA, 528 nt
Organism: Schistocerca serialis cubense
Lineage: Eukaryota; Metazoa; Arthropoda; Insecta; Orthoptera; Acrididae
Product: orexin receptor type 2-like
Exons: 1
Coding region: 1-528 (175 amino acids)
Biological process (GO): G protein-coupled receptor signaling pathway
Cellular component (GO): membrane
Molecular function (GO): G protein-coupled receptor activity
Source: RefSeq, a predicted model, not a curated record